CCAUCGGUCAAAGGGGGGGGGGGGACACCGGGAGCCCCCCCGGGACGGCCCGAUCACCUUCUGCCUCCCCCAGCCCGCGGAACGCUGCUUCGCACACAGUGAUGUAAAUAUGGCAGCUCUUGAUACUGGAAAAGAGCAAAUCAACAAAGAUCCAGACAGCUGUGAUAUCCCUUUUUAUGUUUCUGAAUUUGUUGAAAGAGAAGUUGGAAAUGAUCUUAAGUCUUUAAAGAAACUUAGCAAACUCAUUGAACAGCUGUCAGAAAGCAAAGCACAUUUAGAAGAACAGGUCCUUACAAUUUCAUCUGAAGUUCCCAAAAGAAUUCAGAAUGCCUUGCAGAAGGCUGAAGACUCAGAGACAUUUCUCAAUCGACUUUUGGAGCAAGAAACUAUUGUGGUCGGUUCAAUCAACAAACACUUAUCAUCAGCUCAGCCGCUGAUGGAGGAGCUCGGGGAACUGAUAGGCCAAAUCGAAGAAAUCCAACGGCACCUGGCUUACCUGAAGUGGAUUUCACAAAUCGAAGACCUAAGUGAUCACAUCCAGCAAUAUCUGAUGACCAAUAAUGUGCCAGAGGCAGCUACCGCUCUGGUAUCCAUGGCAGAAUUAGACAUUAAGCUUCAGUUGUCGUCCUGCACUCAUCUUCGGACUUUCAUAAGGUCUACGGUUCAGUUCUGGCAUAAGAUCCUCAAAGACAAACUUACCAGCGAUUUUGAGGAGAUCCUCGCUCAGCUGCACUGGCCAUUCGUCAGCCCUCCCCAGGCUCAGUCUGCCAGCCUAGGCCGCACCACCGCUGCUCCAGACCUAUACGGUAGCUUGGAGGUGUUGUUUUGUCAGCUUCUGAAAUUGCAAACCCCCGAUGAAUUGCUAACGGAGCCGAAACGACUCCCAGAGAAGUAUUCUCUCCCCACCACCCCCAUGGUCCUCCUUCCAAUCCAGCUCAUGGUGACGCCCCUCCAGAAGAGGUUCAAGUAUCACUUCAGUGGAAACCGACAGACCAAUGUUAUCAGCAAGCCCGAAUGGUACCUGACUCAGGUACUGAUGUGGAUCGGAAACCACGCUAAGUUUCUGGAUGAGAAAAUCCAACCGAUAUUAGACAGAGCAGGCUCACCAGUGAACGCUAGGCUUGAAUUUUCUCGGGCGCUGAUGAUGUUGGUUCUGGAGAAGCUAGCCGCCGACAUCCCCUGCGUCCUGUACGACGACAACCUCUUCUGCCAUCUGGUGGAUGAGGUGCUCCUGUUUGAGCGGGAGCUCCACAGUGCUCACGGCUACCUCAGCACCUUGCCGGGCUGUAUGCACAUUCUCUCCGAGGAAUCCUGUUUCCAGAGAUGGCUGACGGUGGAAAGAAAAUUUGCUCUUCAAAAGAUGGAUUCCAUGCUUUCGUCUGAAGCGGCUUGGGUCUCCCAAUAUAAGGAUAUUACCGAUGUCGACGAAAUGAAGGUUCCAGACUGUGCAGAAACUUUCAUGACGCUGCUCCUUGUUAUGACGGACCGAUAUAAGAGCCUCCCUACCGCCUCUAGAAAGCUCCAGUUCCUGGAGCUGCAGAAAGACCUGGUUGAUGACUUCAGGAUACGGCUGACUCAGGUGAUGAAGGAAGAAUCCAGAGCAGCCCUCGCCUUCCGCUACUGUGCAAUCCUCAACGCCGUCAACUACAUCGCCACGAUCCUCGCCGACUGGGCUGACAAUGUUUUCUUCUUGCAGCUUCAGCAGGCUGCGUUGGAAGUGUGUGCCGACAGUAACGCCCUCAGCAAACUGCAGCUGGGUCAGCUGGCCUCCAUGGAAAGUUCUGUCUUCGAUGACAUGAUAAACCUCUUGGAGCGUUUGAAACAGGACAUGUUGGCCCGACAAGUAGACCAUGUCUUUCGGGAGGUCAAAGAAGCAGCCAAAUUGUACAAAAAAGAAAGGUGGCUCUCGCUGCCGUCUCAGAGCGAGCAGGCCGGAUUGUCCCUGUCCAGCUCGGCCUGUCCUCUGCUGCUGACCCUGAGAGACCACCUCCUGCAGCUGGAGCAGCAGCUCUGUUAUGCUCUCUUCAAAAUUUCCUGGCAGAUGCUCGUGGAGAAGUUGGAUGUCUUCAUCUACCAAGAAGUUAUUCUGGCAAAUCACUUCAAUGAAGGCGGAGCAGCCCAACUGCAGUUUGACAUGACUCGGAAUCUCUUCCCUUUAUUCUCCCACCACUGCAAGAGACCAGAAAACUAUUUCAAGCACAUCAAAGAGGCCUGCAUUAUCCUCAAUCUGAAUGUCGGCUCUGCCCUCCUGCUGAAAGACGUGCUCCAGUCCUCCUCAGAGGAGUCCACGGCCUCAGCGGCCUUAAACGAAGUUGGGGUCUAUAAAUUAGCACCACAGGAUGUGGAGAUUUUGUUAAAUCUGAGGACAAACUGGCCAAAUAUGGGGAAAUAAUCCCAUGUUCUUGAUUUCUGAUUUAUUUUUCUUUGCAUAAAAGGAAAGACAAACUGGGGUCCAAAUUAAAGGAUUUCCUGAAAUCUCUGCACAAAUUCAUAACUGCAAUUUAGUAAAAUGCCGGAAGUGAAUUUUACGCUAAUCCUGUUUGAGGUUUUAACACUUAUGUAUCCCAUUUUGAAUUAAAUUGUUUCAUAUCUUGC
Ornithorhynchus anatinus (platypus) is the source of this 2595-nucleotide messenger RNA. It is a transcript of the gene RINT1, whose product is annotated as RAD50 interactor 1. The record is from RefSeq and is a predicted model, not a curated record. Bases 110 to 2392 code for a protein of 760 amino acids. Lineage: Eukaryota; Metazoa; Chordata; Mammalia; Monotremata; Ornithorhynchidae. Gene Ontology annotation, cellular component: Dsl1/NZR complex. Gene Ontology annotation, biological process: regulation of ER to Golgi vesicle-mediated transport; endoplasmic reticulum to Golgi vesicle-mediated transport; retrograde vesicle-mediated transport, Golgi to endoplasmic reticulum. The transcript is spliced from 14 exons.